AUGGCUAUUUCGGAUCCUUUGGUAGGUUUAAAUACUCAAAACAAUAAUAAUCAAGUCAAUGAUCCCUUGUUUUUAGCCAGUUCUGAUCUUCCUGGAAUGAUGUUAACCAAUACACCUUUCAAUGGUACUAAUUUCUUUGGGUGGAGUUGUACUAUUCAGAUGGCACUUGGUGCUAAUAUGAAGUUAGGUUUCAUAGAUGGUUCAACUAAAAAACCAACAAACUCUCAUGUUGAUUCUGGAAGAUGGAUUAGGUGUGAUUAUAUGGUGAUUUGUUGGAUAUUGAACUCUAUGACAGCUAAGAUAUCUGAGGCCUUCCUUUAUGCUAAGUCUGCAAAGGAAUUGUGGACUAAAUUGAGUGAGAGAUAUGGCCAGAGUAAUGGACCACUCAUCUAUCAUGAUGAAAGAGAGUUGAGCAAGGUUAGUCAAGGUGAUCUUUCAGUGGCUGCUUAUUAUAAUAAGAUGAAGAGGUUUUGGGAUGAAUUGACAAGUCUACAUGGAAUUCCAAUUUGUACAUGUGGAAAAAUGCUAAGAGUGUAG
This is a messenger RNA of Erigeron canadensis, 537 nucleotides long. RefSeq lists its product as uncharacterized. The record is from RefSeq and is a predicted model, not a curated record. The transcript has a single exon. NCBI's taxonomy places the organism in Eukaryota, Viridiplantae, Streptophyta, Magnoliopsida, Asterales, Asteraceae. The coding region runs from base 1 to 537 and encodes 178 amino acids.